AAUGCCCGCAUGCCGCCACACCACAGUCGCCACGUUCGUGGUUGGUAGAGUAGCGCGAGAGUUUUCUAGGGUUUAUCUCUCCAGCGAGUCGUCCCUUAACUCCUUCCAUAUUCACCAUUGGAUCAAUUCUAUAUAGAAAGUCACUCACAGUUGGAAUCAAAUUCUCAAUUGAUCAAUUGUUUGAUUCCAUUUGCCUUUUUAGGGAUUUAUUCGCCCAUCUUUGGUAGUUCAAUCUCCAUGAUCGUUCGUUUCCCAUGGACCCUUCUGUGCAUAACGCUCCAACAGUCGACGAAGAUGACGAGUGGGACACCGAUGGGUUUGUGAUCCCAAGCUUGGGAAUUGAAGACCUAAAUCAAAGCACAACAAAUGCUCCACUAGUAGAAGACUCGAAACACACAAUCAAAGAUAAGAAGGAAGAGCAUAUAUAUCUUGGACCUCAUGGAGCUCCUCCUUCACAAGCAAAACAGGAUGUAAACUAUUCUGGACGCAAACAGAGGUUCAAGCAGAAGUUGAAGGAUGCAGAUGAGAGAAUUGGUGGGGGUGGGGGUGGGUCUGGAAGAGAAAACAAGCUGGAAAAUCUAAGAGAUCUUGUGGGUGGUGGAAAGAUGCCUGUUAUCGCGCCCAAGAGUUCCAAUAGGGAUUGGCUAGACCCGCAUUGUCACGAGUCUCAGUUUGAAAAGCGAUACACAUCAUAGAAAUUUGAUUACUAAAAACUAAAAACCAUAGGCAUAGUGUCUCGAAAGAUACAGGCCAUCAUAUUCAUGCCUUAUUUAAAGCUUUUUUUAAGUUUUAACAGAA
Molecule: messenger RNA, 798 nt
Organism: Lactuca sativa (garden lettuce)
Lineage: Eukaryota; Viridiplantae; Streptophyta; Magnoliopsida; Asterales; Asteraceae
Product: Na-translocating NADH-quinone reductase subunit A
Source: RefSeq, a predicted model, not a curated record